CAGUUUGUCGGAAUUUAUUGAAGUGAACGGUUGUUGUGUUUUUGUGAAGCGGCAAAAAUAAUUCGCAUGUGCUUCAAGUGCGUCGCUCCACUGUCUACUAUAACUUUAAUUGUUAUUAUUAUAGUGUUUCAAUAUACAAUUGCCAAGUGGGAAGCAAAACAAAAAUUAAAAUUUUUUAUAGAAAUUUAUAAAGUGUAGAAUUCUAACACUAAACAACAAUAAGUGUGAAGAGGAAGUUUAACUAACAUUGUGUGCGUGUGUGUGUUGUUAAUGAAAACAAUUGCUGAAGUUUCGAUUUCUGAAUUGAAAAGUGAAUUUUUGAAUUUAUUUUUGCGAUAAUACAUUAGUUUGACAGCAGAUAAACAAAAAUAACAUAACGGUGGUUUAAUAGUUUGUUAGUGCUGUCACCCCCUUAAGUGCUUGCCUGCAGUAAAAUGUCGCAGUUUUGGCGUUUAUAAGCGGUUAAAGGAUUUUUUGGCGUUUUUUGAAAGAAGUUUCUGACGGCCCGUAUUUGUAGUUGUAGCAGCAUUGCAACGCGCGCAUUCUAUAAGCCAUGGCAACAUUAAUACCGUCCUCAAAUGUUGAGGCCGCUUAUGAAGAUAUGUUCAAAGAAAUCACACGUAAAUUAUAUGGGGAAGAGACCGGAAAUGGUUUACAUACAUUGGGCACACCGGUUGCGCAGGUGGCGACCACUGGGCCCACAGCACCCGAGGGCGAGCGCUCAUUCACGAAUUUGCAGAUCGAUCGCAGCGCUGCGCCCACCAUCGAAUAUGAGAACAAUGCCGCUAAUGCAGUGGCAACAGCUGCCGCCGCGGCAAAUGUUGUAAUCCAACAACAAGCCGAGGGUUCUGUGGUCGUCGCCACGACAGGCGGUAAUUUCAAAUCGGAAGACCACUUGAAUACGGCUUUUGGCCUGGCGGCGCUAAUGCAAAAUGGUUUUGCCACCACCAACGCCGCUGGCACCGGUGGUACGGAUCAGCAGCAGCAGCAACAACAGCAACAGCAGCAACAGGCACAAAUUGUACAGUGGUCGACACCGACGGCAACAGGUGGUAAAUUACAGAGUUAUACGGCUGCCACUCAACAGCAACAACAACAACAACAACAGCAGCAGCAACAACAACAAUUGCAGCAACAAGUUGGCACAUCAAAGUCAAAAUCAAAAAAUCGCAACGAUUCCACCACCGAAGUGAUCUACACUAGUCCCUCGACCUCCGGCAAUACCAUGAAUGCCGGCCAAACCCAACAGCAGGCAACACCUACAUCCACGAACAACAACAGCGGCGCCGUCAGCAGUUCGAGUGGUGGCAAUAGUCGUAAAAAGUCACACAGCAACAAUAACAACUCUCAUAACAACCACCAAAAUGGCAAUAAUGCCAACAACAAUGGCGGUGUACAAGUGCAGAAACGUUACGCCUGCACACACUGUCCCUACUCCACCGAUCGACGAGAUCUCUACACUCGUCACGAGAAUAUACACAAAGAGGAGAAGCCCUUCCAGUGCUUCGCCUGCCUCAAGCAAUUCAAUCGGGCCGAUCAUGUGAAGAAACAUUUCCUGCGCAUGCAUCGCGAAUUGCAGUAUGACAUCAAUAAGACGCGACGACACGUAACCGCCAGCACGUCCAACAGUACCGGCGGCGCCGGUGUUGGCAAUCAACAUGCCGGCGGACGCGGCAAUGUCACCAUCACUACGGUAAAUACACAACAACACACAAACAAUACGCUCAACAGUUGUGGCUCACCCGAGCAAAAACCCAACAUCAUAUUCCAGGGCGCCAACGUACAACUGGACAAUGCAUUCCUGGAAGCGCAACGCCAGCCGACAUCGUCGAGCAUGAGCAUUGCGGAGACCAUCGAGGCCGUGGCCACAGCGGCCGACGCGCCCUUGCCACAACUCAAGCAGGAGAAGCAAGAUGACAUUGCUGUCGGUGUGGGCGCCGCCAAUGGUGGCAUUGUUUGCAACACCGGCGCUACUAGUGGCAACCUCAAGCCGAAGCGCGAGAAACGCUUCACCUGCUGUUACUGUCCGUGGUCCGGCGCGGAUAAGUGGGGCUUGAAACGCCAUCUCAAUACGCACACAAAACCGUUUGUCUGCUUGUUGUGCGACUACAAGGCGGCGCGCUCGGAACGCCUGGCCACGCAUGUGCUGAAAGUGCACAACAAGCGCGCCUGCAACAAGUGCUCCUUCCUCGGCGACACGCAGGAGGAGUUCCAAGCGCACAUCAACGAAGUGCAUCAUACAACACAUAGCGGUGGUGGUGGCGGCGGCAGCUCAUCCACUUCCAGCAAUCAGGGCGGCAAUGUCGGCGGCGGUGGUUCGGUAACGAUAUACACCACGACAACAACAAAUGACAAUGGCAACGGUAAUAUUACCGGCGGUCCACUACAGGAGAUCAUUGUAAAUCCCACAUCGAUGGUGGGUUGGCGUUUGAGCGCCAAUGGUUCGCUAAUACCGCCGCACGAUCUACUCACGGGCGGUUUACCGAAUGCGGCCGCACAGAAACGCGGCUCCGAACGACUAUUUCAAUAUCUUGAGGCAGACGGAAGUGAUCCCGAAGACUAUGCGCGUCUCCUGAAAAUGGACGCCAUCAGUCGCAACACCGCUUCAGUCGCUCAGGAUUUUCAUAAGGCGGGAGGCGUGCAAGAGUUGAAAAUUCCAGCCAAUCAUCAACUCCUGUUCAAUAAUAAACUGCCCUCACAAUGGACGACCAAAGAGGCUGCGGCGCUACUCCAUUCCCUAAGCAACAACAGCAACUUUGCCAACUAUCAGCAACAACUGCAGCUACAGCAACAACAGCAACGCAUGAAAUAUCAUCAUCAUAACGGCAACAGCAACAACACACAUAAGCGUCAGCGACAACACUCGACGGGCGACGAUGAGAAUACACCAUCGUCCGCCUCGUCGACGGCAUCGUCGAGCGAUAGUGGCGCAUCACCGUUGAAAGCUGGUGGCGGUAGACAACAGUACAUGUCUAGCUCAGCAGCAGCAGCAGCAACAACAAAUGGCAGCAGUAGCAGUUACAGUAAUAGUGAGCAGAGAAAGGCGAUGUCGGCAUUCUUGAGCGAAAAUUUCGAUUUGCAAGAAACAACGGAGAGCGCAAUCGAAAUGAUGGCGGCAGCAGCCGCAGCGGCGGCUAGCAGCAACAGCAGCAACAAGCGCAAAUAUCAGUCGCAGCACGACAAUGAUGAAGAUCAAGAGAAUCAAGAGCAGCUUAUUAGAUCGCCUCCCGCGUAUAACAAUAACAACAACAAAGUAAACAAUACAAUAAAUUACCAGCAACAACAACAUACGAGAACAACACGAACGCUCAAUCAACGUACCACGAAUGCCGCGCAUCACCAACGCGAACAUCGCCUCGAUCUGCUACACUUGGAUCGCGACAACAAGGAGAACAACAAACAGAAUGCGGCUGCCACAUUCCUCAGCAACAUGGAGUAUCAGAAUUUGAACAAGGUCAGCACGCAGAUACAAAACUAUGUCAAGGACAUCAUCAAUAAGUAUUACGCCGAAACGCCGCUCAUGUAUCCGGCCAUGCCGACAGCAACGGAGACGCCGCACGACAGCCAACAGCCAGCGGAGCAGCUGCAGCAAAAGCCCACCUCCUCCUCACAACGCAAGCGCAUGCGUAGCGAGACCGAGGAGUACAUCGAGUAUUUGCGUAAUAAAGAGGACAUAACGCUGACCAUAACGCCGAAGGUGUCCACCGCGCAGAAGCAGCGUCAUGCCGCCAGCACUACUUCACAUACCAACCAACAACGUCAGAGCACCACGCAGCAGGCGUUGUUGGCCACACCCGCCGUCACACUAGCGCCGAUUGCACCCCUCAUGCCGCAGCCACAAUCAACAGCGGCGUCACAGCCACCCAACAAGCGCCGCAAAUCACUUUCACAAAUAGCCACCUUGUUGCCCUUGUUGGCUGACGCCGCCUCGCAGCAGCAGUACCUCACCGCGCCGUUGGACUUCAGCAAGAAACCCACGCACGCCGACGAGGCCACCAUACACCACGCAGCCACAACUACACCCACAUUAGGAGCGCAGACGACAAACACGGUGUUGCCGCAAGCCGCGCAGGUCUCCGUUAUACAAGCAGCACCCACGCAACCGCAACAAAAGCAACAACAACCGUCAGUACUGCAGAGCGCCAACGACAAACGUUCGUCGCGCAAGCAAGCGCAACCGAAGAAGAUACGCGCGCCACCAGAAGUGAUAGUCGCCAUGCUGCGCGACAAGUACUUGAAUCGCAUGGUGGAUCACAAGCUGAGUUGUCGCUUGUGCGCGCAAGACAAGCGACGCGCGGCGGCAAUGCUCGUCUUCAACUACCAUACAAAGGGUUCGCUGACAUUGCACAAACACUGGAAGCAUCGCGCGAAGAAACAGCGCUGCCAGCAUUGCAUGCAGGCCUUCAAGCAACGCAGCAGCCUAAUCGUGCACAGUCGGCGCGCGCACUCCGCUGCCAUGCAAAAGCAACGGCCGGGUGUGAAGCAAGUGUGUGACAAGUCGAAGCAGCUGCCACAAAAGCAGGCGGGCAGCAAGCAGCAACGCAGACACGCAAAGAAAUCGAAGAAAUGCACAUAGAGCGCGCAGCAGCCAGGCAUGCGCUUGACGAGAAUACGCAUGCGCAUGGUUGUAAACCGAUAUUACCAGCUAAGCCACCUAUCCGGUUGGUGGGUGUAAACUGCAUAUUGAGUGUGCGCCUCAUUAUUAUUAUUGUAUAUGAUUUUGUAUGAUUUCUAAAACUCUCGGGUAUUCGUUGCAAGCAUUUUUUGUUGACGAUAUAAUCAUUCUAAGCCAAGUUUGCGCAUUUUUAAAUACUUAAUUGCUUACCUAGAGACAUGCAUAUGAUUAGGUUUUAGUAUUACGGUUCGGUUUCUGUAUUAUAUUAGUUGUAGUUUGUUGUUGUUGUUCAUAAAACAUUCCGCAUUUAUUAUUAGGCAGCGCUGUAGAGAGAAAACUGGCGCCGGGGUAGGCUUGUAGUGACUUGUUGGCGAAACAAAUCUGCAAAGUAUUGUUGUAGAGCAACGUGCUCUCCUGAGCCUUUCCAGCCUCUCUGAAAACUCCGAGCCCCAACUGAGCACUUCGGUUCCGGGUACAAUUGUCCCCAUUCUCUCCUUCUCUCAUUCAUUACUACUAGUAAAUACUCCUGCGGUUCUCAUUAUUUAGACACGUCCUUGCUGUUAACGGUAGAGACAACCCUCAGUUUAGCCGUUGGCCUUAAAUACAAGGAAUAAAAGAGUAUCUUCUAAUAUUUAAUUAUUUUGUAAUUUCGAUUUUUUUUACUUUCUGUUAUCGCAGACACAAUUAUAAAAUAAAUGUAAAUAAUUUCUUUAUAAUUUACACGCAUUUACUGUUUAUUUCGUUCAUAUUUUGUAGCGUUAAGUUGAAAAAAUUUUUGAUUUUGUAAAAAAUAAAUGAGAAGAUGUGA
Molecule: messenger RNA, 5423 nt
Organism: Bactrocera tryoni
Lineage: Eukaryota; Metazoa; Arthropoda; Insecta; Diptera; Tephritidae
Gene: chn
Product: protein charlatan
Exons: 6
Coding region: 554-4576 (1340 amino acids)
Biological process (GO): regulation of transcription by RNA polymerase II
Cellular component (GO): chromosome
Molecular function (GO): chromatin insulator sequence binding
Source: RefSeq, a predicted model, not a curated record